Lottia gigantea (owl limpet) is the source of this 327-nucleotide messenger RNA. RefSeq lists its product as hypothetical. The transcript has a single exon. NCBI's taxonomy places the organism in Eukaryota, Metazoa, Mollusca, Gastropoda, Lottiidae. The record is from RefSeq and is a predicted model, not a curated record. The coding region runs from base 1 to 327 and encodes 108 amino acids.
AUGGAAAGCCAUUUCUAUCCAGUAUCAAUGGAAAGCCAUUUCUAUCAAGUAUCUAUGGAAGGCCAUUUCUAUCCAGUAUCUAUGGAAAGUCAUUUCUAUCCAGUAUCUAUGGAAAGCCAUUACUAUCCAGUAUCUAUGGAAAGCCAUUACUAUCCAGUAUCUAUGGAAAGUCAUUUCUAUCCAGUAUCUAUGGAAGCCCAUUUCUAUCCAGUGUCUAUGGAAGCCCAUUUCUAUCCAGUAUCUAUGGAAAGUCAUUUCUAUCCAGUAUCUAUGGAAGCCCAUUUUGCUAUGUAUCAAUGGAAAGCCCUAUCAACCCAUUCAUUCUAG